GAAGUUAUAUUUGAUAGGUUUUAUCGUGGUUUUCCUAAUUCAAGUCAAAUCAAUAUCAUCGGAUAUGGGAUAUGGAUUUUAUGAGUGUUUUUUAAGCGAUGAUGGCGAAACACUUGACUUCAUUUGCAACAGUGCCGAAACAAAACCGAUGUGUCCCGAAUUCAAUCGAUCACAGGUGAAAAUACUGAAAUAUCAAUGUGAUCACACCGUUGGAACCACAAACUUUUUCCGGAAUGUCAUCAAUACAUUACCAAAUUUAAGCACAGUCAAUGUGUCAUGUCUCCAGUCAUCGUUUUUUUCAAUUCCAAUGAAUGUUAAAUUCGCAAAAAUCGAAAUAUUGAAAGCGUCACGAAAUCAAUUGACUGAAAUUCCUAGUGGUAUUUUCGAUCAAAUGCCGAAUAUAAUUGAAAUUGAUUUCUCAUGGAAUAAAUUUACGAAAAUUCUAUUGAAACAUUUGACCGGAGCCGAUCAUUUAACGAAAAUUGAUGUUAUGCAUAAUAAUAUUGGUUAUUUGGAUGCUGCAGCAUUUGGCGCCGUAAAAAACCUGGAAGUAUUGGAUUUGAGCUAUAAUAAACUCGAAAGCAUCGAGGACAAUGUGUUCAAGGAAAAUGACAAGUUGAAAUUGUUGAAUUUGAGACACAAUAAAUUAUUGAGUUUUAAUUUUAGAAUAUUUUCACCGAGUGCAACCGAUAUUGAGGUCUAUCUCCCGUCGAGGAGUAUCGAAAGACUUGACAUUGGAUGCAUUCAAUCGGUUUGUCAUUUUAAAGGCUUUCAAGACGGAGACAACUUUGAUGUGAUUAAGACGUUUAAAGCGGAAGGCAAUAAAUUCAGCAAUUUUUCGAUUUUAUUUGAGAAACUCGGCAGAAGUCUUGAAACUUUGAUUUUAUCACGAUGUAUGUUUGAAACCAUAACUCAUAAUCUGUUGGAGAAAUUCACGUCAUUAACAACUAUAAUGAUGACUAAUGCAAAUAUCAGCAGCAUUGAAGCAAAUGCGUUUUCUUAUCAAACGCGACUCGUUUUGCUUGAUUUGUCUUACAACAAAUUGACGGAUGUUGAUUCAACACUGUUUUCGAGAAAAUUUCACGAUUUGGAAACACUUUACUUGGAAGGUAACCAAUUACAAAGAAUUGACAAUAUUACUUCGGCCAAUCUUCCGAAAUUGCAAUCGAUUUUUGUCACCAAAAAUCGAUUUUCGUGCAAUUAUUUGGUAAAAUAUGUGGUUCAAUGGAAGAAAACCAUUCAAUUUGGCACACGUCAGUCGGAUGUGAAUGUUGUUAAUGUCAGAGGAAUCGAUUGUAGUUAUGCUGAUGUCAGUGAAAAAUCUUGUGAAACGGAAACACCACAUUCACUUGAAUGUCCUUCGACACUGCCAUAUAUUAUCAUUAUCACCUUUCUGAACAUAGUUUUAUCAGUCAUCGUUGCAACUGCGAUUUACUGGCGUCGGAAAUCGUUCAAACGAACAGUCGGCGGAUUAAUUAAAACCGAUGCUGGCAUUCAAACGAUGGACUCAUUUGAAUCGGCGGUGAAUAUGUUGAACAAUUCAAAUAAUGACUCGUUUUACGAAGAAAUCGAGCUAAAGAGCAUACCAUCCGAAGGUUAUCAAACGUUAUCAAAUGAUGUUUUGACACUCGAAAGUCGACCACUUCCGACGCCACCCACCACUCUAGAUAAAACUCAUAAACCAAAUCACCAUACAUCACCACUUGACUAUCAAUACGCUCAAGUGUGUAAAAGAUGAUGAUGCGGACGAUUUUUUUUAAUUAAAUAAUAAUAAUACAAAAUUUGUUGUUCGAUUCUUAUCUUCAGCAGUCGAAGUGAUA
Molecule: messenger RNA, 1820 nt
Organism: Contarinia nasturtii (swede midge)
Lineage: Eukaryota; Metazoa; Arthropoda; Insecta; Diptera; Cecidomyiidae
Product: leucine-rich repeat and immunoglobulin-like domain-containing nogo receptor-interacting protein 2
Exons: 1
Coding region: 65-1738 (557 amino acids)
Molecular function (GO): protein binding
Source: RefSeq, a predicted model, not a curated record